AUGACAAAUAAACGAAUCACAAUCCAUGAUUUGUUGAAUAAUGAAGCUGGCGAAACAAAACAACAGCAAACUUCAGCACCAUCUGCUUCUGAUAAGGUAGCUCAGAUAGGAUCGGAUCAUGCCAGCUCAUCUGCUGUCACUAAUUCAGUACAACCUGGUCAAAACAAGUACAACCCACCGCAGCACGGUUCUGCAUCAUCGUAUUAUAACGCUAAUGUGUACUCUAAUGAUUCCGUCAAAAAUAAUGAUAGUAUUACUAAUAAUAAUACCUCUAAUAACAAUGUCACAGUUAAUACCACUCCGUUGAGUAGUAUACCCAGAAAUUAUUCCUUUGGUAACACUGGUGUUACUAAGAGCAGUUCCAUGACAACGUUGCCUUCAACAAAAAGACUAUUAUCAAAUACAAUUUCUGGUUCAAGUGGUUCAAGUGGUCCGAUUUUGCCAUUGCAUCUACCGACAGCAAACUCACAACCGCCUCAGCUACCUCAUUUCCAGCUAAAAUCUGAGUUGAACACUGGGAUAAGCGGAUUCUCACCACCUUCAUCGAUGGAUCGUACAGCUACAUCUCUACCAUCCAUUGGUGGAAUUCAAGGGCCAGGUGUAUUGCAACCGAUCAUUUCACCCCUGAGUACCUCUCCGAAAAUUGCCUUGAACCAUGUAUCGAAGCCACCAUUCUCGAUGCACACUCAUCGUCCACAUCCCUUGGCUGCACCGAUCCAGGAGCAUGGACAGAACCUGAUAAACAGUAGUACUGUUAGCGUAAGCCGUGGAACUGUAUCGCCCCAGCCUGGCGGAACAGCUUCACCACUUGCAACUGGUAGCAACCUUCAAUACAAGAUCAAUAAACCGCAGGGAAGACCAAUUAUCCAGUCAAUCAUUGGGAAGUUUACUUUAUAUGCUAAUAUUCAAGAUUUGAUCCUUGACAUCACCAGAUUUGAUAGAAUUAGACUUAGAGACGUGUUCAACGAAUCUCUUGGUCCGUUUGAAUUGAUUCGUUACUCUAAAGAGGAUCUACAAUUGCAUCACCAUAACCAAAAUGGAACAACCGGUCGUGCUACACCAGAUUCACCAAGUUCCUCACAUUCGAAUGUAUCAAUACAAAAGAACUUGGUUAUCAACGAAGCUCAAGUUUACGAUAAACUCAGACAAGAGUUCCAAUGCAAAUACUUGAAAUUCAUUAAAAUCAUUAGAGACAAGAAGGGUAAGCUGCUUCGUCUCGAAUCUGUAAUAAUACCAAACACAAAUGAAAUUACCAUUGAUUUCAUUAAAAAGAAAAUUUGUUAUCCGCGUUAUAAAUCUGAUAUGAAAAUCUAUUUGAUUAAGUGCGAUUCUCCAAAUGAGUUCCAAAAUAAGUUCAUUUACAUUCAUGAUAGUCAUAACCUCGAAGACGGGAAGAAAUUGGUCAAUAUUGACGAUUUAGACAAAGGUUUGGAACAAUUCAAAAAUUUGACUAUCUGGUGUAGAAAUGAAUGA
Messenger RNA from Kluyveromyces lactis, 1473 nucleotides. RefSeq lists its product as uncharacterized. The record is from RefSeq and is a predicted model, not a curated record. Lineage: Eukaryota; Fungi; Ascomycota; Saccharomycetes; Saccharomycetales; Saccharomycetaceae. Bases 1 to 1473 code for a protein of 490 amino acids. The transcript has a single exon.